Drosophila virilis is the source of this 1796-nucleotide messenger RNA. RefSeq lists its product as uncharacterized. NCBI's taxonomy places the organism in Eukaryota, Metazoa, Arthropoda, Insecta, Diptera, Drosophilidae. The record is from RefSeq and is a predicted model, not a curated record.
UCCAAUUCCAGUAGCCAGUAGCCCGAGUAGUUCCCGUCUCGCAGGCAAUUUCCAUUACGCGUUUCAAGUUUAAGCCCAGCUCAGACUUAGACACAGACACAGACCCAGACUCAGACCCAGACUCUGACUCAGAGUCGGACUCAGUGCUAAACGGCAACGCGACGCGAGUGGACGGGUUUCUUUCGAGUCUGAGAUUUAUUAAAGUGCAAGAAGCAGAAGCAAGCUCAAAUUAAAGGCAAAGCCAGUUCAAAAAAAAAAUAAAUAAAAACAACAAGUGUACAGCCGCAAAAUGUUUGCCCAACUCGGAGCAGUUUGCCUGCUGCUGCUGCUGCAAGCCGCACUGGCCCCGGCACAGCUGAUUACACUGCGCGAUGGCAAGGUGGACGUUAAUUUCGCCGGCUACCAUGCAGAUGCCGGACUCGGCGGCUUGCUGACAGGCAACGCAGCCCACGGCGGACUCAGCGCCUCGGCGGGCACCCCUUGGGGAUCGCGUGCCGCAGCUGGUAUUGGUGGCGGUCUUAACGGACGCACGGCUGGCGGUGCAUAUGCAGCGGCUCAGGCCAACGAUGACGUCGGUGCCAGCGCCCUGCUCGGCGGUAGCGUAGGCGAGCGCGGCUAUAUCGGCUCCGAGGCGCACGUUCCCGGCAAGGUAUCCAUCCAUUCCGCACAAGUCAGUCCACAACAUGUGACCUCUGGUCCACCGGCUGCUGACGAUUUGCCUCCAGUACUGCCAACGGCGCCCAGCCAUAUCCAGAAGGUCAAGCCGCCCAAAAAAUAUUCGCUGAUUGCACAACAUCUGAUUACACUGCGCGAUGGCAAGGUGGGCGUUAAUUUCGCCGGCUACCAUGCAGAUGCCGGACUCGGCGGCUUGCUGACAGGCAACGCAGCCCACGGCGGACUCAGCGCCUCGGCGGGCACCCCUUGGGGAUCGCGUGCCGCAGCUGGUAUUGGUGGCGGUCUUAACGGACGCACGGCUGGCGGUGCAUACGCAGCGGCUCAGGCCAACGAUGACGUCGGUGCCAGCGCCCUGCUCGGCGGUAGCGUAGGCGAGCGCGGCUAUAUUGGGUCCGAGGCGCACGUUCCCGGCAAGGUAUCCAUCCAUUCCGCACAAGUCAGUCCACAACAUGUGACCUCUGGUCCACCGGCUGCUGACGUUUUGCCUCCAGUACUGCCAACGGCGCCCAGCCAUAUCCAGAAGGUCAAGCCGCCCAAAAAAUAUUCGCUGAUUGCACAACAUUCAGACCACAGUACGACCACUCAAAUCAAUGAAAAUCAUGUUCAGACCGCUGCAGCUCUGCCAGCCGCAGAGGUCGAACUGAAUAGACAGGAGCCGACGCCUCUAAUAAUUGUGAAGCGACCACGCCUACGUGUGAAACGCCCACGUCAAAGGCAGCGCACCGUUUACAGAACGCAGGUGUUCGUCGAAGAGGAUCAGGAGCAGCUGCAGCCACAAGGGGAGCACCAAAAGUCACACUCUGACGAGUCGGCGAAGGCGACGCCCAAGAGUGAGGCCAAGGUGGUGCAAACGCGCAAGUACGCAAAGGUCGCCAGCCAGAGGCCGCAGGGUGUCGAAGGCCACGUCAUUGCGCCGCAGGCCCAAGGAGUUGUGGGCAACGCACUUGAGAUACCCAUUGGCAUUUUGCGCUCCCUGCAGGUGAGCCUGGGCGCCUUGACGGGUGGACAGCCUUUGCCGCAGUAGGCCGCUCAGCCCUUCCAGGGUUAAGUGCACAUAUAUAGCGCAUAAGUUUAUACUCAAUGUCAUAUAAUCAAUAAAGCCAAAUUAAGUGGUAAAACAA